Messenger RNA from Xenopus tropicalis (tropical clawed frog), 999 nucleotides. RefSeq names its product dynein axonemal assembly factor 19 (gene dnaaf19). Gene Ontology annotation, cellular component: cytoplasm; outer dynein arm; motile cilium. The coding region runs from base 159 to 836 and encodes 225 amino acids. NCBI's taxonomy places the organism in Eukaryota, Metazoa, Chordata, Amphibia, Anura, Pipidae. The record is from RefSeq and is a predicted model, not a curated record. Gene Ontology annotation, biological process: axonemal dynein complex assembly. The transcript is spliced from 4 exons.
AGGACCUAGAUGUUUUCUGAUUGGCCAACAACAGUCUUUGACGUUCGUUCGUGUGAUUGGCUGAUACGAAAUGGAACGUUUCCAUAGGAACGGAGAAGCGGAGGCAGACGGUGAGGAGCAGUGUUCCCCACUUUCCUCACCAGAUUGGUACUGCAGUGAUGGACGAUCUAGAAACACUUGAUUUCCGAGAGUUGGAACGGGAGCUGGCCAAUGCACUGGCUGCAGAUCAGAAGUAUUCCAGAGAAAAUGACGCUAAGUUUCGGGCCAUUCACCAAAAAGUGGCAUCUUAUGAGGAAUUCAGAGAUAUUGUCCUGGCAUCUAACCUGAAACCCCUUGAGCGUAAGGAUAAGGUGGGAGGAGAGAGCAAGCAACCCUGGAACCCAAGUUUCAAUACAACUAAUUGCACGCAAAAAUCUGAAGAUGUAAUGCUCAAGAAAUCUUUGUCAGAUCCCACAAAUGCAUUUGAAUUUGCCCGAGACUGGCGCCGAUUAGGGAAUGUGGAGAAGUAUGACUUCCUCUUGCAACUCGGAGCCGAGAAGCUAUCUCAACUUUUCCAUGCUGAAGUGUGUUCUGGACUACUUGGAGAAUUCCUCUUAGUGCUCAGCGAGAGCUUUCAGGCCAUUCAUGUGGAGAAGGUCCUAAAGAUCUUACAGACCCUAGCAGAGACCAAGCGUUUUGACCUUAAUCUGAUUUUUAUCAGCAGGUCUGAGGUGGAGAGUUCCCAAAAGCUAUUUGGAAAAUUACAAACCUGUGUUGGAGCUAUGAAAGAUGAAAAAAGGGGUUUAGGAGAUGAAAAUCUAAGAAAAUUAAUGGCCUGCUACAAGAUCAGCUGCUGACUUGGUUUACGUGUACCAGAGCAAAGAUUACUGUUAUCAUUUAGACAGCAGUGACUAUAGGGCCCUAUAUGAAACCACAUGGGAUGCCUGAAACAGUUGUUGUCAUGAUCAUAGAAUGUUUCCUGUCAAGCUCCCUGCUUCAUUAAAUUCUUCUAUAACAGUA